AUGACUAUCAACAUUCGCAUAUUCGAAACGGGCAACAUCCGCGUUCGUCCAAGUCAGAUGACACAACCUCCCGGAAAUGUACUUCUGCGCCGAUUCCGCUUCCUCACCGACCGAAAAUUCACUGAGCCAAUUCCAAUAUUCGCAUUCCUCAUUGAGCAUCCCGAGGGAAAUUUCAUGUUUGAUCUGGGCGAAACACCACGCUGCGUUCAACCAGGAUACUAUGACUGGUGGCAAGUUGGACAUCAUUGUGUUUCUAUGAAUAUCAAGCCAAAUCAAGGACUCGGAGAACAGUUGAAAACCAUAGGAAUCGAUCCAAAAAACGACAUCAAAGCAGUCAUAAUAUCACAUUUGCACAGCGAUCAUGCUGGAGGACUUCCCGACGUGUAUGGAAAACCAGAAAUUUAUACCAGCGAGGCUCACUGGAAUGCAUUUAAGAGUCCUUUCUACGCCACAUUGGAGGGAGCAAACCCCAAGGCUUGGCCAGAGGACUUUCAGCCUCGGUUUCUAAAGCCAGAUGGCCCCGCGAUUGGGCCAUGGACCAAGAGCUAUCCAAUCACUUCCGACGGGAAGAUUGUUGCAGUUGAUACACCGGGUCAUGUUCCAGGCCAUCUAUCUGUCAUCAUCUUUGAUGAGGACAUAACUUUCCUUUUGGUAGGUGAUGCUGCCUACAGUUUGGAUCUAUUAGACAAAGAGUUAAUAGAUGGGAUCAACACUGAGCCAUUGGUUGCUUUGGAAUCGCAGAGGAAAAUCAAGGAGUUCUGCCGGGGUCGGGAUGUGGUCGUGUUACCAUCGCAUGAGUACGACUCUGUACGGAGGCUGGAAGCAAAGGAAGUGUAUCAACCAAAGUAG
Venustampulla echinocandica is the source of this 849-nucleotide messenger RNA. RefSeq lists its product as uncharacterized. Lineage: Eukaryota; Fungi; Ascomycota; Leotiomycetes; Helotiales; Pleuroascaceae. The transcript has a single exon. Bases 1 to 849 code for a protein of 282 amino acids. The record is from RefSeq and is a predicted model, not a curated record.